Molecule: messenger RNA, 2164 nt
Organism: Cheilinus undulatus (humphead wrasse)
Lineage: Eukaryota; Metazoa; Chordata; Actinopteri; Labriformes; Labridae
Gene: pianp
Product: PILR alpha associated neural protein
Exons: 5
Coding region: 105-779 (224 amino acids)
Biological process (GO): regulation of immune response
Cellular component (GO): membrane
Source: RefSeq, a predicted model, not a curated record
CCCUCCCCUUGCUUUCUCUCUCUCUCUCUCUCUCUUGCCCCUCUGUCCUUCUUCACAGAGAGAGAUGAUCGGAGGAGCGGAGUCUCAGUGAACAGAGCGAAGCGAUGGAGAGAUGCUCCAUCUCUCCUGUCGCACGACUGAUCGCCCUCCGCUGCCUCAUCUCCCUCCUCCUCUUUGUUUCUCUGGUGACACAACCCUCCACCUGUAACCGUGACGACAGUGAGGGUGAGGAGGAGCAGGUGGACGCCCUGUCGGUCCAGCUGUCCGUCACGGCCCAGGUCACACCCACCCCUCUGUGGGCAGUUGUCUGGGGUCCCACUCAACCUCUGGAGGAUGAGACUUACCAUUUCCUCUCCAGCCAGGAAACCGACCCCCUUCACCCGCAUGGGGGCCAGCAGGAGGACAGCACUGCCACACCGGGGGGUUGGCCUUUCCCCAGCUCAAGCAUGCACCCACAAGAGGAGGCACCGCUGGAGUCUAAAGACCAGGAUGGAGCGAAGGAUGGAGAAAUGGAGGUGGAGCCUGAGGAAGUGGACCCUCAGUUCUACGUCACCGUGACCAUCUCCUCUGUGCUCAUCGUGACAGCAAUCGUCAUAACAGCAAAACUCUGUUAUGAUCGCAGCUGUUCCCAACAUCCGCCCCCGCUUUCCCGUGGCGUGGCUCCCCCCCUCUCCCUCGCGCUGCCUCGCUCCCUGGCUUCGGAGGACAGCCGGCAGACGCUGCACAGCACCUCCUCCUCCUUCAACGACAGGGAGAGGAUCCCAGUUGUGAACCUCUGAGAUGACUUUGUUCCAAUAUGGUAAACAUUUCUACGGGGCCUUGAGGAGGAACAUCAACACGACCAGAGGAUGUGCCCGCAGCGCCGUUUUAUUUUCUCUGAAACUGUGAAAUGAAUUCAGGGAUCCCAGGUAUCCAGCCAUCACACAAACUCCUCGGCUCCCCUGAGGUCUUAAACUCAUCUUCCUGCUGCUCCCUUCCUCCUUCCAUUCCUUCCUUCCUCUGUGCUCAAUGUUGGUUUCUUUUAUGUGGCUCUGCGUCACUGUAACCUGCUCCUUGUUUUCCAUUCUCUGUAUGGCCCUGAGCUCUGCCAAAAUACCCAGCCGCUCUGUGUUUCGACCUGCCUUGACUAAUUCACAAACAGGCACUUUAACAGCCAUGCAGAAUCCCAUUACCCAUGAAAGUCCCCUACCUGUGCUUCCAUAACUGCUUCCAAUAACUCAGUAUUAGCUGCUGUAAUGCAACCGACUGUUCCUUCUCUUAAAUUCAGUUCAGUGUAGCAGCCUCCUAUCUAAUACGUAAACGGUUAAAAAGCCAUUCUCAGCAUCUCCAAACACUGAACGGGGUAUUUCACAAAGCUCAUUGGCACAGCUCUAGCCAACAGGCAAUGUGUUUAACAUGUCACGCUCCAAAAACUGCUGUUUAUCCCCCUGCUUUGGGCGCCUGAAAUGCAAAUAGUGUGGCUUUUUCCCUCUGCAGAAUGUGCAGGAGUCUGUUUUUUUUUCCUCAUGAUUUGUUCUCUUAAUUAUGUGGCUGACGUUCACCCCUUUGUCGAGCAGCCUUUGUUCCUGCCGGACUCUGUAGAGGUGUGUGAAGCAUAGAGAACCUCCACUGGUGGAGAUAAAAUACAUAAAGCACAGGGGGCGGAUGGAAGAGGCAUUCUUGUUGAAAAUCAAUGUUUCCCAAAGGUUUCAGAUGGUGCACAUCAAAAAGACAGAUUUAUGUCGUCAUGGAAAUGAGCAUCUGUGAACUGUAUGCUUGAUCAAAGGACUGACAUUACCACAAGGAUUUUUUCAGCCAAGAAACUCAAUUUGGAACAAUACCACCAAAAUUUUGCUUCUUAUCACAAUCAAGACACUUAAGGGAAGAAUCAAGGAGCAUCAUCUGACUCUCUCUUCAAUGAUCUGCAUGUACAUAGUAAGAAAACUUGUGAGAGUUCCUUCAGAUCUAUUAUUUAUAAAUGUCUAUUUUAUCUAUCAGUGAGUGAUAUCUUAAAGAGUCUUCUAAAGCCAAAUGUCAGGUUGCAACUUUUCAGAGCAUCUUUGAGACAUGAAUCCCCUGCGGUUACACACAUUUCCACUACAGACAUAGUGCUGGUGGCUUCAUGCGUGGCUCGUGCAAACCAACAGAUAUAAAAGUCUUGUGAUUUUGGUAGCAUUCCUGUAGA